CUGUUCUGGAACCAAAAACUCGGGAUUUCCCAUUUCAAGGGUCAUCAACUCAGAGUAAAGGGUUAAUAUGAGAGUUUGUUAAACCUGGCGGGAUGACCUAACACAGCUGACGGAAGUAACUCAGGGUAUUGUUGACGCGAGGGGCUUACUGGUAGAGUUUUAACAGGACGCCAUUUUGCUCCUGGAAACGGAGGGAGAGCAGCAGAGGUUGUAGCGAUUAAACAAACUGUACGCAUCUUCAGGUAAAUCAGAUAUAUUCAACACAAUGGCGAGUCCAGGGAAAGACAGCUACAGGAUGAAGAGCUAUAAGAACAAAGCUUUGAAUCCUCAGGAGAUGCGUCGAAGAAGAGAGGAGGAAGGAAUCCAGCUACGCAAACAGAAAAGAGAGGAGCAGCUGUUUAAGAGGAGAAAUGUAUGUGUACCUUCAAAAGAUGAUUCAAUGCUGGAAUGUCCAAUCCAGGAUCCAGACAUCAGCUCCACAGUACCUGUUGCAGGUGAUGGGGUAAUAACUCCAGAAAUGGUUCAGAUGAUUUUUUCAGAAGACCCAGACCAGCAGCUAAUUGCUACACAGAAAUUCAGGAAAUUACUCUCCAAAGAACCAAACCCACCCAUAGAUGAGGUCAUUUCCACUCCUGGUGUUGUGAAUCGUUUUGUGGAGUUCCUGAAGAGGAGUGAAAACUGCACGCUGCAGUUUGAGGCAGCGUGGGCACUAACCAACAUCGCUUCUGGUACCUUCCUGCACACCAAGGUGGUCAUUGAAACAGGAGCUGUUCCCAUUUUCAUUGAGCUGCUGAACUCUGAGUACGAGGAUGUCCAGGAACAGGCUGUGUGGGCGUUGGGGAACAUUGCAGGAGAUAAUGCUGAGUGCAGAGACUAUGUGCUCAACUGUGGCAUCUUGCCGUCUCUACAGCAGCUACUCGCUAAAUCCAAUCGUCUCACAACAACCCGGAAUGCAGUGUGGGCUCUGUCAAACCUAUGCCGAGGGAAGAACCCGCCACCAGAUUUUGCCAGGGUGUCUCCUUGUCUCAGUGUGCUGUCCAGACUUCUGUUCAGUAGUGAUCCAGAUGUGCUGGCUGAUGCUUGCUGGGCUCUGUCCUACCUUUCUGAUGGUCCAAAUGAAAAGAUCCAGACGGUCAUUGACUCUGGGGUCUGUCGCAGAUUGGUGGAGCUGCUCAUGCACAGUGACUAUAAGGUUGUUUCUCCUGCUUUACGUGCGGUUGGCAACAUUGUAACGGGAGAUGACAUCCAGACUCAGGUAAUCUUGAACUGCUCAGCUCUGCCAUGUUUACUCCACCUCCUCAGCAGUCCCAAGGAGUCCAUAAAGAAGGAGGCGUGCUGGACUGUGUCGAACAUCACAGCAGGAAACAGAGCUCAGAUUCAGAAUGUGAUUGAUGCCAACAUCUUCCCAGUACUGAUUGAGAUCCUUCAGAAGGCUGAGUUCCGCACAAGGAAGGAGGCAGCAUGGGCCAUUACUAACGCCACCUCUGGGGGCACUCCUGCACAGAUAAGGUAUCUGGUGUCUCUGAAUGCUAUCAAACCCAUGUGUGACCUUCUAACAGUGAUGGACUCUAAGAUCGUGCAGGUGUCUCUGAACGGUCUGGAGAACAUCCUUAGAUUGGGAGAGCAAGAAGCCAAACAGAACGGAACAGGCAUCAACCCGUACUGUGCUCUUAUUGAGGAAGCUUACGGUAUAGUUCUGCAGCACAUCAUGGCUAAAAUGCCAGAACUGGACAAAAUACAUUACUCACACCAUUGGCUUCUUAGACAGAUGGGACAGGAAUUUCAUUUUUUCUUUGCUGCUACAUUCAGUGAGCCAACAUUCUGUCCAGUUACAUUCAGGUUUUUUACUCUGAUCAGCCUCUCAUUGAAUAGUUUUCUUGUUAUAAUACACUUAUCUUGUUUCUGGUACAUGCACCAAUGAAAUAAUCUAGUAACUGAUAAAGUAUGUGUGACACAUAAUACACACACAUUCCUUACAAUACAAAACAUUCAGACAGAACCAAGAAAAGUGUUUUUUUUUUUUUUUUUUUCUUUUCUUUUUUCUUCUUCUAAAAAGCUCACAAGCACCAUGUGCACAUACAUAUCUGAGGUUUAGUUCUACUCCCACUUGGAUUAUUAAUAUAGCAUAAACUGCAAAAGACGAAGUAAACUAAUAAAGAAGCACAUUAUUAAAGAGGUCUGACCUUUGAAUCAGGCUCUUCCAGUCCAAAAUUAUUUGUAAUCGCUUUCACCUUGUCAGCAGUAGUUUCAUUUAAAGUCAUCCUGACCCUCCAAAUAGCUAAAUAGACAAAUCGCUGUGGAAACUACACACAGCUCUGAGAUGUCUCAGUGUAUUUGUGAGCCAGUGUCACCACCUACAUUCUUAUCACAUAAAAUUAAGCUUCCUACACAAUGGUGAAAGUUUUUUCAUUCAACCUGGCUUUCUCUAUCCACUUCACUUAACUAACUAAUUUACCGUUAGAAAUAUUUAAUAGCACUUCCUUCCUUGUAAUGGAUGGUUACAUUUCAGGUCAUGUAACAAACAAAUUCUCAGUUUGAAAAAAAAGAAUCACUACCUGUGCAUGUUUUGCUUCAUUGGCCUUUUAAUUCUGCUUGUUGUUGUUACCUCAGACAGCUAAGUGAGAACUUUGCCUGAAGAAAAUACUGUGUUAAAAUGAACAAAGUGUCAGUGCAAUAUAGGCCUGCCACUAACAACUACUUCUGCAUUGAUUAAUCUACAGACUAUUUUACCGAUAAAUUGAUUUAUCCAAAUGAUUAAUUUUCCUUCUGACACUUGCGGUGUCAGAAGGAAAAUUAGCACGCCUGUGUUAUCUCUUCAGGUGCUCAAGCAUAGCGCAACUGCUGCUGUGGUAUGCCAUCGAAACUUUGCAUAGUGUACAAACCACCUUUUUGUUUUGUGAUAAUCUGAAAUACUACUUUCGAGGCCUUGGGUCUUUAGAAACUUUUAUACUGAAACAAGGCGGACCAUCAUUUUCUAAAACUGUAGCGCUGACUGGAGCUGACCAAUGACUGGAGUCAAAAACGUAGUGAUGUUUAAGAAAAACAUGUUAUAAUGAAUUGAAGCAUUUUUAGAAAAAUUUUUUAAAAAGAUGCGUCAGUUUAAGAUAUUGAUGUCAAUGUCAUUGAUUACGGCAACUAAUCAUGGCAGCCCUACUGCAAUGCAGGAAAUGGCUUAUCAGAGAAGUACAGUAUUUCAAACUGGUGUGGUGUAGUAGUAUAGAAGUGUAGCACAGAAAUAGACAAGACACUAUGAGAUUUAAGGCACUACAAAGCCAUGAACUGAUCUUGAAUUGUAUUAUCCUUGACGCUUUGGUAAUAUCAUUCACCUGACAUUCAUGCAAAUAAAGUAUACUGAAUUGAAAUUGAAAAUAAUUGAAUAGAAUGAACUGUGUAUGUGUGCGUGCUCCCCUGCAGGCCUGGACAAGAUCGAGUUCCUGCAGAGCCACGAGAACCAGGAGAUCUACCAGAAGGCUUUCGACCUGAUUGAACACUACUUCGGCGUGGAGGAGGAGGACGCCAG
Messenger RNA from Xiphias gladius (swordfish), 3520 nucleotides. RefSeq names its product karyopherin alpha 5 (importin alpha 6) (gene kpna5). Gene Ontology annotation, biological process: NLS-bearing protein import into nucleus. The coding region runs from base 266 to 1921 and encodes 551 amino acids. Lineage: Eukaryota; Metazoa; Chordata; Actinopteri; Istiophoriformes; Xiphiidae. Gene Ontology annotation, molecular function: protein binding; nuclear import signal receptor activity. The transcript has 13 exons. The record is from RefSeq and is a predicted model, not a curated record. Gene Ontology annotation, cellular component: nucleoplasm; cytoplasm; nucleus.